AUGGAUUGUUUACCAUUUUUGGGUUUGAAUCCUGGUGAUAAAAACAUUUAUAUAAUCACGGGCGAUUCAGGCACAGGAAUGACAAAUCAAACAAUUGGUGCUUUAGUCUGUCGAGAUUUAAUUUAUGGUAUAGAUAAUCCAUGGAAAGAUAUUUAUGAUCCUUCUCGUCAAAUGGUGAAAGCACCAUUAGAAUUUCUUAGACAUAAUGCUGAAAUACAAGUUGCAUUCAAAGAUUAUGUUACAGCGGGUGAAAUUAGUGAUAUUGAAGAAUUAGCUCGUGGUGAAGGAUGUAUAAUGAGAAGUGGUAUGACUAAACAUGCCGUUUAUAGAGAUAAUGACGGUACAGUAUACAAAUUUUCAGCUAUUUGUCCACAUUUGAAAGGAAUUGUCAGAUAUAAUCCACUGGAAAAAACUUUUGAUUGUCCAUUACAUGGUUCACGAUUUGAUCGUUAUGGAAAAUGUAUUAAUGGCCCAACAAAACACCAUUUAACUGAUUCUCAUUGUGAAGUUAUUCCUCCAGUAAAAUAA
Messenger RNA from Didymodactylos carnosus, 528 nucleotides. NCBI's taxonomy places the organism in Eukaryota, Metazoa, Rotifera, Eurotatoria, Philodinida, Philodinidae. The record is from the annotation of a GenBank genome assembly.